Tarenaya hassleriana is the source of this 1862-nucleotide messenger RNA. Its product is annotated as AAA-ATPase At3g28510-like. Lineage: Eukaryota; Viridiplantae; Streptophyta; Magnoliopsida; Brassicales; Cleomaceae. The record is from RefSeq and is a predicted model, not a curated record. Gene Ontology annotation, molecular function: ATP hydrolysis activity; ATP binding. The coding region runs from base 217 to 1680 and encodes 487 amino acids. The transcript is spliced from 2 exons.
AAGGAGUACCCAUCAAGAAAAAAAGGCAGCCGGCGGUGAGAACCAUCGCAGAAACUUAUCUUCUUCCCCUGACCUUGCAACUUCACCAUUCAACACAGAGAUUUCGAGUUUCUUGGAACACAAUAAACCACCCCGAUAAACCCCUCUUUAUAACCCGAGAAACCCGAUACAGAGCCAGAGAAAUCCCGAGGAGAAAGAGAAGGACGCGAUAAAAACAUGAUGAGAGAGGUGUUCACUGUGAUACUGACGAUUUUCUAUACUCAGAUAUUAACCAUUCAGAAUCAGUACCUUGGGAUAUACGGCAAGAAGUUGAUGGAUUGGGUCUCCGGCAAAGCACACAUCAGAUUCAACGAGUACACCGGAGAAAACCUAAAGAGAAGCGAGGCUUAUGACGCUAUCCAGAACUACCUUAGCGAGAAAGCCGUAGUCGGUGCUAAGAGACUCAAGGCCAAUGAAUCUAGCGGCGGCGGCCAAUCAUUACUCUUCAGCAUAGAUGAUGAUGAGGAAAUCGCCGAUAAUUUCAGUGGCGUGAAGGUCAAAUGGUCAUCAAAGGUAAAAGUGCUUACCGGUAAUCAGCCUUCUUAUAACAACAGCCGUGGAUACAGCGAAGAAAGAAGGUUCUUCACUCUUACAUUCCCCGAGAUUCAUAGAGAAUUCAUUACCAAGACUUAUGUCGAUAGCGUUAUAAAAGAAGGGAAAGAGAUUGGGGUGAAAAACCGGAAGAGGAAGCUCUACACGAACAACUCGAGUCAAGACUGGUUUUCAUGGAGGGAAGGCAAAUGGAGUAGCAUGCCUUUCAAACACCCCGCAACUUUUGACAAAUUGGCAAUGGAUCCAGUGAAGAAACAGGAGUUGAUGGACGAACUCGAGUGGUUCCAAGGAGGAAAAGAUUACUACGAGGGGAUUGGGAAGCCGUGGAAGCGAGGCUAUCUCCUCCACGGUCCACCAGGGACAGGGAAAUCAACCAUGAUUUCAGCCAUGGCUAAUUUUUUGAAGUACGAUGUCUAUGAUCUUGAACUGACCAAUGUGAAGGACAACUCAGAGCUCAAAAGGGUAUUGCUUGACACGAAAAGCAAGUCCUUGAUUGUGAUAGAAGAUAUCGAUUGUUCGCUUGACCUUACGGCCCAGAGAAGCAAGAAGGAGAAGGACGAGGACAAAUCAGAGAAGAAGGAGCUGAAAGAAAGAGAGGAGAAAACAAGCAAAGUUACAUUGUCGGGGUUAUUGAACUCCAUUGAUGGGUUAUGGUCCGCUUGCAGCGACGAAAAGGUCAUAGUGUUCACUACAAAUCAUUUAGACAAGCUUGACCCGACAUUGGUACGUAGAGGAAGAAUGGAUAACCACAUAGAGAUGUCUUAUUGCAGGUUCGAAGCAUUCAAAGUUUUAGCCAAGAAUUACUUGGGGAUCGUUUCCCACUCUCUGUUUGAACAAAUAGAGGGUUUGCUUAAAGAAACCGACAUGUCCCCUGCAGAUGUGGCCGAGUAUUUGAUGCCAAAAUCUAAACACGAAGACAAAGACACUUGCCUUCAACGUCUGGUCUCGGCUUUGCAGGAGACAAAGAAGACGCCAAUAAAUAUGGCUGAAGAGAGGAACACGAAGGCAGAGGAAGGGAACAAGAAAGAUGAUGCUGAUGAACCUGAGGGUUCGAAAGGAAAAGACCAUAUUUGUCAACAAAAUAGUUAGAAGAUUCGGAAAAGUUACAAUAUAUGAUGAUGAUCUUAAAACUAGAAGCUAAGUUUGUUUCGGUCUACAUGUCGUUUGUUGCCUUCUGUGAAUCCCUUUUGUCUUUGUGAAUUGGUAUCUGUAUUUCCUCUGUUUAUAAUCCAAAAAUAAUACAGGAAAUUAAAAUAAUGGGUUUUCAUAAA